AUGUCGGAACGGAGCCCGCACUUGUGGAAUAUUGUCUGCCAUCGGUCGAUCGUGAAUGGUAAGGGGCGGCUGCGCAACUGCGCGGGCGCGAACCGCUCGGACGACGGGGGCAGCGCGGACAGCAGCGCGGGGCUCAGUGGCUCGGUCGCCAGCGCCAGCGGGGCCCCCGAGGGCGGCCCGCGACGCCGCGCCAGCCCGGGGGAGGGCGGCACGCGCGGCGCAUGGGCCGACGAGGAGGCGGAGUCGGAGGAGCACCCUGCAGGCGCCUUCAUCGUCGGGCACCGGUUCGUCGCCAGAUUCCCCCCCGUCGCGGGGCCGUCCGCGGUGGGCGGGGGGGGCUACGCGCAGAACCCGAUCCGCAUGAUCGGCCGUUUCCUGUUCGGCCCGUCCUGGGAGUCCUUCGCGCUGGGGGCUAGGGUCGCCUUUGGGGCGCUGCUGGUCGUCCUGAUCCUGACGUUAUGCGUCUGGGUCAUUCGGGUGGUCCAGAGAGCGUUCGCUCCCCCGCGUGGCUUCCUCGCGCGGCGCAGGCAGCGCUGCUGCGGGCCCGACCGCGACCGGGCGAUCGCGGCGAAGGCGGCCGACCAGCUGAACGAAGAGCCGCAGCAGAUGCGGCUGCGCGGGCUGGGCCUGGGGAAAGAGUCGCCGACCAACUUCUACAGGGACCUGAAGACCGCGCUCCGCGCGGGCAGUGCGUGGCACGCGGUCUUCGCGGUCGACGGCCAGAUCGCCCGCGCGGCGCGGCGCUGGAGCGACGCCAGGACCAGCGCUCGCGGCCUCAUCGUUGACUAUGACAUGGCGCGCGGUGCGACGUCGGGGAGGCCGAGGAAGGACCUCGAGAAGGCGACGACCAAGCGCCCCCACCUCUGCCAGAAGGCGGGCACUUGCCAGCAGUGCGAGCCCCUGAAGGGGGCCCCCGCGCCCUCCCUGCGCUGCCGCCCGCCGGUGGUCCCCGCGGUGCCGCCCGCGGGCGGCGCUCCGCCGGCCUGCCCGGGGCCUGGCACGAGGCAUCGCCUGCAGAGGACGGGCGCCCCGCGCGGCGGCGCGGCGGCGGAGGCGCCCGGCGCGCAGAGGCUGCGCGCCUCGGGAAUCGCCGCGCUGUGGCAGGCGGGCCACAGGCACCUGGAGGACCUCAGCUGCGGGCCCUACGACGUCGAGCGCGACUGGGACUUCACCAACACCGAUGUCCUGCAGACGGUGAGUGACAUCACAACUGCGGAGGACUGCCAGGACGAGUGCAGGAACUUCCAAGAGUGCACCUCCUGGAGCUGGGGCAAGAUGAAGGGCGUCACGGGGCUGUCCGACACGUGCUUCCUGAAGAGGGUGAGGCCGGGCGCCGUUGCGCAGAAGUUCAGGAGAUUUGGCGUCACAUCGGGCAUCAUGGCUGGGGUACCGUGCGAGGAGGCCCUCCCUGACAUCGACAGGAAGACCAAGAUCCUCGGAGUGAUCAAGGUGCGCGAGGGCAUCUGCCUUGCGGCCGAGAGCCCCGCCGAUCCUGGCAGCAAGGUGCAGAUGUGGAGCUGCGUCGUCGACAGUACGAGCCAGGUGUGGAUGUACGACGAGACGGUGGGCCAGAUCAAGAACCAGGCGGGGCUGUGCCUUGGAGGCAGCCACUGGUCGCAGGAUUUUGCUCACGUCGGGAUGUACAAGUGCGACGCUGGCAACUGGAGCCAGCAGUGGACAUUCGACAGCGUUGCUGGCAUCUUGAAAAUUUGGCGGGGGAACUGCCUGGAAUCCGGCGAGCCUGGAGUAGACGGGGGAUCGCUGUUCAUGCACGCCUGCAAUGUCAACAACAGCAACCAGCAGUGGAACAUUGGGGACCCGACCGAGAUCAUCACAGACGACACUGUGUCGUCAGUGCAGCACUACUUGCCUGGCACAAUAUUUUGUUUCGCGCUGAUGUUGCCUCACAGCUACGAGCAGGAGCUGCUGGAGGACCAGGAGAGUCGCGGCACGGGCAUGUUCGACUGUGACGACUGGAUGAUCUAUAGCAACAAGGCGGUCCCGAUAGGACCGAAGAAGGCCUCCGUGAUCGACAGCGACCUCAAGUGCAAGAUGGGGGGGGAGUUCGGAACCGCACUGAACCUCGACAUCUUCAUCGUUCUGUGGACGAAGCUCGUGGAAGACGCGGUGUACCUGGAGCACAACUGGACCGUGAAGGUCGACCCCGAUGCCGUGUUCUUCCCCCUGCGCCUGAGGGUGAUCCUCACGACCCACACGGAGGUCGAGGGCGGCACCUACAUCAACAAUUGCAAGUACGGCCUGCACGGGCCCCUCGAGGUCUUCUCCAGGAACGCGGUGACGGCCUGGUCCACAGGCUGGCGAGAUUGCAAGACAACGUUCGAGGCCAAGUGCGGAGGCGAUUGCUACUGGGGCGAGGACCUCUUCAUUGACCAGUGCCUCGACAAGGUGCUCGGGGUCAAGCGCGACAACGACUUCCGGCUGCUGCUCGAGGAC
Messenger RNA from Prorocentrum cordatum, 2454 nucleotides. NCBI's taxonomy places the organism in Eukaryota, Dinophyceae, Prorocentrales, Prorocentraceae. The record is from the annotation of a GenBank genome assembly.